GCAGGGGUGCCCCGGCUGAUAACCAUUUAGGCGCGGGGCCGUGCCACGCUCUCGGCGCGCGCGGGGGAAUGCACCGGAAUUAAGAAACCGCGUCCGGCAGCGCGUCUCGGCCACCGUACUCUGGGUUUACGGGAGCUCGCAGAGGACAAAAUUUCGCGCGCUUUUCCGGGGGCCAGUCUAACCUGGCAGGGAGGGAAGAAUUAGGAGACGCGGUGAAACUAGGUCCAAGGCGGGAAGCGCCUCGGUUAGAUUGAGGGAAAUAAAGAGGAUGUCCUUUGGGGGAUGAUGGGUGAGGACCUACCACAAGAGAAGCGCGGCGACGGCCGAAAACAGAGCGACUGGCGGGGUUCACGCUAAGGGCAGCUUGGGCGAUACCAUCUACGGAUAGGGGGUUAGGGCGAUACCAUCUUGAGGGAGUUAGGGGGUGGCAAGGAACAGCCUUGGAAAGGGCUACUUGGAGGAGGCGGGGCGCACGUGGGAACCCAAAGGGACCGGGCAGUCGCCCACAUCCGCACUUCCCUUCCCCAGCCGUCCCGAUCCUGCCAUGAGCGCUGCGGUGCGGACCGAGCCGCUGCGCGGGGAGCCGCCUCUGCUGGUGCGCGGGGACCCCUACUCGGUGGUGGUCCUGCUUCAGGGCUACGCGGAGCCGGAGGGGGUCGACGACGCGGUACGCGCCGACGGCUCCGUGACGCUUGUGCUGCCUCAGGCCUGGGGUUCAGCCACCGGCCACCAAGAGUCCCCGCCCCACAGCGGCGGGGCGAAGACCGCCCUGGAAGAGGCGGCCCGUGGCCCCAUCCUCGUGGACACUGGGGGCCCCUGGGCUCGGGAGGCGCUCCUGGGGGCCCUGGCGGGGCAGGGCGUGGCCCCUGGAGACGUGACGCUGGUGGUGGGCACCCACGGACACUCGGAUCACAUCGGAAACCUGGGGCUUUUUCCUGGGGCGGCUCUGCUGGUCUCGCACGACUUCUGCCUCCCCGGAGGCCGCUACCUCCCCCACGGGCUAGGCGAGGAGCGGCCCCUGCAGCUGGGCCCCGGGCUCGAGGUGUGGGCCACGCCGGGCCAUGGGGGCCAGCGGGACGUGAGCGUGGUGGUGGCGGGCACGGCCCUGGGCACCGUGGUGGUGGCAGGCGACGUGUUUGAACGCAGCGGAGACGAAGACUCAUGGCAAGCUCUGAGCGAAGACCCGGUGGCCCAGGAGCGGAGCCGGAAGAGGGUCCUAGGUACUGCGGACGUAGUCGUGCCUGGUCACGGAGCCCCCUUUAGGGUAGUCAGAGAAGCCCCUCAGCCACGGAACUGAUGUCCAGAAGACCAGAGGUCAGUGUGAUCGCUUCCAGCCCCCUUGCAAGAGGCCGGUUUUCCAGCGAGGACAGUCAUCUCUAUCACUGGUUCUGCAACCAAAACUAGGACCAAAGACUGGCUCAGCCGUGUGCCACCCCUUGGGGUCCCCCGUAAAGUAGGAGAAUGUUCUUGGGAGGGUCGUCCAAAAUAAAAAUAGGCAACUGCAUGGAAAAUCAUAAAGCCCUAAGGUAAAUGCGAAUCCUUAAUGGAGAUAAUCCUGCAAAUUUGGUAAUUAGCAACCGCAACAGAGGGGCACUUGGGCCAAUUGCUUAUUUCUCACAAGAUGCAGGCUUGCUGAGAGAAGGUGCAGGGCACAGAAGUAACACCUUAGUCACCUGCCUUUGAUCCAUCUGCUCAUUGGAGGAAUGGUUCAAGCACUGCCCUAGGUCGUGGGGAUGCGACAGUGAGUAAGCUAGACAAACUCCCUGUUCCUUAUGGAGCUUAGACAACUAAUAAUAGUGAACCAGAUAAUUACAGAUUGUGUUUAGUGAUAUGAAAGAAAAGGAGAGCAAGACCGUGGUAGAGUUCCUGGCUGGGAAGAUGGCUUCUUUUAUUGAAGGUGGUCAGGAAAAGCCUAUGAGGAGACGAUUUUUAAUCAGGGAGCUGAAUGGGAAGAAAGCCAGCCAUAUGAGGGUCUGGCAGAUGUGCCUUCCAGGCACAGGAACAGCAGGUAUAAAGGUCCUGAGGCAGGACGACUUGACUUGCUUGAGCAGGAAGAAGAGCAUGGGGUUGGACGGCAGAGAGUGACAACAAAUGAUGUAGGGUUCGGCCGGGCCAUCACGGACCACAGUUAGGGCUUUGGAUUUAUACUGAGAUAUAAAUUUGGCUUUGGCUUUUGAGCAGGCUAAUGAAGGUCUCAUUUAAAGUAACUACUCUUAAAAAAAAAAGUAACUACUCUUGUUCUGAGUAGAGAAGUGGACAGAGUAGGACGAAAAUAGAAUGGGCUGGACUGGUUAAGAAACUACUGUGGCCUCUCAGGCCAGAGAAGUCAGUGACACCCGCUUUUAUCCUAGAAUUCCUAUGACUCUGGUCCUCUUCACAACUGUGUCCCAGGCCCUCCAUCCACACAGUCGCAGGACCCACAGAAGCACUCAGAUGGGGCAGAUGAAGAGGAGGAGCAAAUCCACCUUGUGGCAGAUGAACCACCCUGGGUGAGGGGUGCCACGGGGCAGGGCCUGAUUGGGGGUUAUUUCCCUGGUGUCCAGAAAGGCCAGGUGGAGGUCCCCAGAUGCAGCGCAGAGGGGCCGGUUCACCUAGAGGGGAAACCAGAAGCUGCCCUACGCUUAGACUUGGAGUCGGUGUUGGCCAAUUUGAUGACCACAGAGUGCAGGGUUCCCAGGCCAACAGUUCAGCCACAGCUUGUCCAGAUCCCUGCCAGUCACCAGGUAAAGACAGAUGGAGUGAAGGUGGCGAUGUAGCGGACCCAGCCUCAGAACUACCAUGCCGUGGGGGCCCUUGGGCAGCUCUUCUAGCUUCUGGGCCACGCAGUGCCAGGAGGCUACUGGUGUGUGGAAGAGAGUACGGGCUCCAGCUGUGGGCCCAUCAGUGCAGCACUGUGGCCUUCAGGGACCCCGGCUGAUAUGUGGAGUGCAGCUCCAACACCUUCAGGGCUGUAGGGAGGAUGGAAAAGGGGCAGAUGGGGGUUAUGUAGAACAAUGCACUUUCAACGCAUACAAGUAAAAACUCCAGUCCUGACUUUCUUUUUCCAGAACAUGCACCUCUUCCCAUGACUCAGGUCUGGUCAUGUAGAGAGCAACACAUCUCUAUGGCCACACUGAUUGUUUCCAGGAUGGACAGGUCACCUAAGCUAGUUGAGGCGCGGCCAUCUGAGGGGUUUUGCUGGAGUUAGUGGAAAAAAGUAGUUCUUCCCUGAAAGACCGACGUGGGAAAGUUAUGGAACUGUUGAAUCCCUAUAGUUACAUAUAUCAUGAUGUGUACACCUGAAACUAAUACUCCACUGUUAGCUAACUGGAAUUUAAAUAAAAACGUAGGGGCGCCUGGGUGGCUCAGUGGGUUAA
Messenger RNA from Mustela lutreola (European mink), 3356 nucleotides. It is a transcript of the gene MBLAC1, whose product is annotated as metallo-beta-lactamase domain containing 1. The coding region runs from base 545 to 1297 and encodes 250 amino acids. The record is from RefSeq and is a predicted model, not a curated record. NCBI's taxonomy places the organism in Eukaryota, Metazoa, Chordata, Mammalia, Carnivora, Mustelidae. The transcript has a single exon.